Molecule: messenger RNA, 4207 nt
Organism: Loxodonta africana (African savanna elephant)
Lineage: Eukaryota; Metazoa; Chordata; Mammalia; Proboscidea; Elephantidae
Gene: GEMIN4
Product: gem nuclear organelle associated protein 4
Exons: 2
Coding region: 39-3215 (1058 amino acids)
Biological process (GO): rRNA processing; spliceosomal snRNP assembly
Cellular component (GO): SMN complex
Source: RefSeq, a predicted model, not a curated record
GGGAGGGGCGGCCCCACGCCGCCGGCAGCGCCGCCGCCAUGGACCUAGGCCCCUUGAACAUCUGUGAAGAAAUGACUAUUCUGCAUGGGGGCUUCUUGCUGGCCGAGCAGCUUUUCCGCCCCAAAGCACUGGCAGAAUUGACCAAGUCUGACUGGGAACAUGUUGGGCAGCCCAUUGUGGAGGCCUUGAAAGAGAUCUCGGCCACAGCGUGCUCCCAGCCCUUUGCCUGGAAGAAGAAAGCUCUGAUCAUUAUCUGGGCCAAGGUUCUUCAGCCCUACCCUGCCACCCCUUCUGACACUGAAACCCGGUGGCAGGAGGAUGUGUUUUUCUCAGUAGGCAACAUGCUUCCCACUAUCAAUCACACAAUCCUUUUUGAGCUGCUCAAGUCCCUGGAAGCUUCUGGACUCUUUAUCCAGCUCCUGAUGGCCCUGCCCACCACCAUCUGCCGCGUAGAGCUAGAGCGCUUUUUGGAACACAUGACUGUUAACACUUCUUCAAAGGAUGUGGCCUUCUUCCUAGACAUCUGGUGGGAAAUGAUGAAGCACAAGGGCAAUCAGCAGGACCCUCUGCUCUCGCAGUUUAGGACAAUGGCCCAUAAGUAUUUGUCUUCUUCAGAUGACUUCUGCCAUCCUCCAAAGAGGUUCAAGUCAGACCCAGAUGUGUGUCCCACCAUGCCCCUGUUGGCCAUGCUGCUCAACGGGCUGAAGCAAAUCCAGAAUAAAAUCCUGUGUCCUGGAAUGAAGUGCUGCGCAUUGGCCAACUUGGCCGACAUGCUGACGGUGUUUGCCCUUGUGGAGGAGGACCCCCAGGAAGUGUCUGCCACCGUGUAUCUGGACAAACUGGCAACCGUCAUUUCCGUGUGGAAUUCAGACACCCAGAAGCCAUACCACCAACAGGCGCUGACAGAGAAGGUAAAGGAGGCAGAGCGGGAUGUCAGCCUGAACUCGCUGGCCAGGCUCCCAACUGAGACGCUGUUUGUUGGGUUUGAGUACAUGCUCAGCCUGCUGCGGGAGUGGGGAGAAGAGCUGCAGGCCAUGCUCAACAGCAGCCAGGGGACAAGCUAUGAUAGCUACCGGCUGUGUGACAGUCUGACUUCCUUCAGCCAGAACUUGAAGCUCUACCUGGAUACCACAACCUUGUCUAAGGAAGAGAGCGAGGUGGUCUCUGACUUGGCAGAGUGUGUCAAGGACUUCCUGAAGAAAACGAGCAGGGUGCUGAAGAACAGAGGUCUGGAGAAGGACAUCACUGCCUCCAUUGCCAUGGCCAUUAUUGAGAAGAAGAUGGACCGGCAUAUGGAAAUGUGCUAUGUUUUUGCCUCUGAGAAGAAGUGGGCCUUCUCAGAUGAGUGGCUCGCCUGCCUGGUUAAUAACAGGGCUCUCUUCCGAGAGCCAGGCUUGGUGUUAAAGCUGUUGGAGACAGUGAUGGAAGUCAGCACAUCUGACAGAGUCAUCCCCGAGUCUCAGAUCAAACAAGUGGUUGACUUGAUCCUGGAAUGCUAUGCAGACCUCUCGCUGCCAGAUAAAAAUAAAGUCCUCUCAGGCAUCCUGCAUUCCUGGGGGCGAAAGGGCCUCUCAGAGAAGUUGCUGGCUUACUUAGAGGGUUUCCAAGAAGACCUCAAUACCACUUUUAACCAGCUCACACAGAGUGCCUCUGAACAGGGCUUGGCCAAAGCGGUGGCUUCUGUGGCCCGGCUGGUGAUACUGCACCCAGAAAUCACGGUCAAGAAAAUGUGUGGCAUGGCUGUCAUCAAUCUCGGCACCCACAAGUUCCUGGCUCAGAUUCUCAGUGCCUUCCCCGCCCUCAGGUUCGCAGAAGAGCAGGGGCCAAACCCAGCCACCACAUUCAUGGUGUCAUGCCUCAAAGAAACUGUGUGGGGAAAGUUCUCGACAUCCAAGGAAGAAAAGCAGUUUUUGGAGUUCCUCAGCUGCCUGAUGAGUCCUGUGAAGCCCCAGGGGAUUCCAGUUGCUGCUCUUCUUGAGCCAGAUGAGGUGCUCAAGGAAUUUGUCCUGCCUUUCUUGAUGCUGGAUGUUGAAGAGGUCGACCUCAGCCUGAAGAUCUUCAUCCAGACUCUAGAAGCAAACGCAGGCUUAGACGAGUACUGGCUCCAGACUUGCUCUCCGUUCCCCCUGGUUUUCAGCUUAUGCCAGCUCCUGGAUUGCUACGGCAAAUACUGGCAGCUCCCCAAGGAAAAGCGGUACCUCUCUUUGGAGGGGAAGGAUCUGGUGAUCCAUAUCCUGGCACGCCUUUGUGAGAUUGUGUUAGCUAAUGCAGAGACCUUCUCCCCUGACACCUGGACCAAGUCCCUGUCCUGGCUCCACCGGAAGUUGGAACAGCUAGACUGGACUGUGGGCCUGAGACUGAAGAAUUUCUUUGAGGGCCACUUCAAGUGUGAGGUGCCAGCCACACUUUUCGAGAUCUGUAAGCUUUCCGAGGGUGAGUGGACCUCCCAGGCCCACCCAGGGUACGGGCCAGGCACAGGACUUCUGGCUUGGAUGGAGUGCUGCUGUAUCUCCAGCAGCAUCUGUGAGCAGAUGCUCUCCCUCUUGGUGGUAGAUGUGGGCAAUCCAGAGGAGGUCAGACUGUUCAGCAAGGGCUUUCUGGUAGCCCUUGUGCAAGUCAUGCCUUGGUGCAGCCCCCAGGAGUGGCAGUACCUUCACCAGCUGACCAGGAAACUGUUGGAGAAACAGCUCCUACAUGUCCCGUACAGCCUGGAAUAUAUUCAGUUUGUCCCCCUGCUCAACCUGAAGCCCUUCGCCCAGGAGCUCCAACUCUCCGUACUCUUCCUGAGAGUUUUCCAGUUUCUCUGCAGCCAGAGUUGUCGUAAUUGGCUUCCUUUAGACGGCUGGAGCCAUGUGGUCAAGCUCCUCUGUAGCAGUCUGACCAACCUCCUGGACUCGGUUAGGUUGAUACAGUCAGUGAGCCCUUGGACCCAAGGACAAGAACAGGACCUGACCCAGGAAGCCUUGUUUGUUUAUACCCAGAUAUUCUGUCAUGUUCUGCACAUCAUGGCCAUGCUCCACCAAGAGGUGUGUGAACCACUCUAUGUUCUAGCCUUGGAGAUCCUCACUUGCUAUGAAACCCUGUGCAAGGCCAAUCCUUCUAUUAGUUCUUUGCUCCAGAAGGUGAAUGAGCAGCGCUUCUUAAAGUCCAUCGCUGAGAACAUUAGCCCGGAGGAACGGCGUCACACCCUGCUACAGAAAAUCAACAACUUCUGAUCUUUGCAGAUCAGAAAAAAGCUGGGCCUCAACAGGGUGGGUCUGUAGGGGCUAGAGCUGAGAAGCACAAACUUUACAGUGUGACGUUGUAUACGAGAUAAAAAGUAUAUGGCAAUAACAGUGUAAAGAAAAUAGUUUCUUAGGGAUUUGUAACAUACAAAUUAUAAUAAAAUUCUCUUGAGUUUCAUCUUGUCUCGCCCUACCCCUUGCUAUCAAGUCGAUCCCAACUCAUGGCAACCCCAUGUGUUCCAGAGUAGAACUGCUCCAUAGGGUUUUUUUGGCUGUAAUCUUUAUGGAAGCAGAUUGCCAGGCCCUUCUUCUGCAGUGCCACUGGGUGGGUUUGAACCAUCAAACUUUGUCAAGUGCAAAUCAUCUGCACUACCACCGGACCUUUUUGCACCCUAGAAUAUGACAAAUAAGCCUAAAGGUGAAACCACCCAAGUGGGAAAAAAAUUACUGGGAAUGUGUGUUCUUGUACAUUGAAUCCUUCAAGGGUCAUUUCAACAUUUUAAUAUUUUUCAUGCGGUAUCUUGGAAACGGCAGCAACUUGGAAAAGAGCUCUAUUCUAGCCCUGGCUCUGGCACCAACUGGCCAUGUGAUUUUUGUACCCAAGAGGCCAACACCAUUGUAAAAUAAGGAUUGGACCAAGAAAAACUGAGCCUUAAGGAGGUAGAUUAAUAACCUCUAGAAAAUGGGUGUCUUCUGAAUUGAGGACUUCUAACUGCAUACUGUCUAACUCUGUAGAUCCAGAAGGGGCUGUCCUAAAACUAGGUCUGAUAAACACAGUUGAGAUGUGUUUAAGGGAUGGGUGUAAUUAUCCUCUGCCUUGGGUGGGGUUGUCAUGGUUUUGAAGAAAGUGGGAAUACAGAAUGGUGUUUGCAGAACCAUAAAAAUGAAUUUAAGGUAUUCAGGGUAGAUUACAGAACUCUGAGAACUCGUUGGCAAGAUGUUUAUUUUGGGAGACGAGAGGGAAAAGGAUAUGCCCCAUCACC